AUGUCGGGUAUCAGCGAGCGCAUGCUGCAGCUGAACAUGGCUCUGACCCAAAACGGGACACCAGCCACGCCUCAUCUCCGUCAAGCGCGGAUCAAACGGAAAAACAGCCCUACAGACAUCAGCCACUUAGUAUUUGGUCCACAACCCGGGAAGAAGCAUCAAUUGUGGAUCACAGAUCGUAUCAUGGAACCUCAGACAAUUCCUCACUUCUUUGAGUUUCUCAUGAAUGGCGAAUUACCUGGUGAUCGUAAAACUUCUCGUCCUUUGCUUACUGUUGAGGAGGUCAAGAACUUGACUAGACCUGCUUCGGAGUGGGCGCCUGCUCCACUUCAUCGACAGGCGAGAUCGACUGGGGAGUGGAUUGGGAUCAGAAUUGGUUCGUAUGAAGACAGUUCGAGACUCUGGCCUAUUGCGAAAGAGCUUCAUGCUAUGAAGUCGAGGCUUUGGGAAGGAGUGCCGCCGAUAUCUGAGAGGCGAUGGCAAGAGUUGGGGCUCGAUCAUUCCGAUAGAUUCCGCGAAGCUUGUCGUUACUUUGUCGCGGUUAUCAAUGUCUUUAUCUACCUGAACACCAAGCGCACCAAGGCGGCUCUGCGAAAGACAUAUAACUUGAUCUGGGACCAUCUCAGUGUGUUUGAGAAGGCAGUUAACGCCAAGAGGAAAGCGGAAGCAGAGGAUGGCAUGUAUGAGCACGUAUCUGUCACUGGUCUCUGGUACGAGUUCAUCAGAGCGCAAUACGACUCCAUCUGCGAGAAUGCGCACCACUGGAUCAUCGAGCACAUUGAUCGCAUACGAGAGUCGAUUGUACAAGAACUCGCGCUGCAUCAACCAGAUCACCCGGAUCACUAUAGCGAUAAACAAUGGGAGCUCACAAACAAGCUCCACGACCUUGCCGAAAACACCUCUCAGGCUGAUUACACAAUCAUGAUGCCCACAGACGGGUACAAGGGAGAUAGUCUCCCAGUGAAAGAGGACGAUUGUCUUACAGAAGCUCAUGGUGGAGGCUUUCGCACAGAAGCUAUCAGCUGGUCCGCGAAUCUAUCAUGGCGAGCUUCUGACUACACCAAGCGAGUCAGAUAUCUUGACCGGAAGGAGAUGUAUAGCCACUUGGAUCACGAGGACAUGAGACCACUUCGGGGCUCGGGGAGGAUUACUGACCCAGCGGGUAUGGUUAUAUCGGCCAUUAGUCAGAUUGACGCCCAGACUAUGGCUAGGGAAGAACUACGAGGGCUCCCGAAUCAUCCCGACUUUGUGCCGUGGAUUGAGUAUGCUCGGAGAAGGUCGAAUAAAGGUUUGGGCUUUGUGGCGUAUAGGUUGUGUCAUGGGUAUAGUCCUGAGAAGUGGGAUAUGUUCAAGGUCAAGUUCGAGGCUGACAUUUGUGAUUGGGGACGAGGGACGGUGGGUAUUAAUGAUGUACGCAAGGCGUGCAAGAUCCACUGGAUCGAUGGGCAGGAGAAGGAUAUCGCGGAUGAUGAUAUCGAAGCUGCCAAGAAGUAA
Molecule: messenger RNA, 1494 nt
Organism: Fusarium musae
Lineage: Eukaryota; Fungi; Ascomycota; Sordariomycetes; Hypocreales; Nectriaceae
Exons: 1
Coding region: 1-1494 (497 amino acids)
Source: RefSeq, a predicted model, not a curated record